Molecule: messenger RNA, 228 nt
Organism: Symbiodinium sp. CCMP2592
Lineage: Eukaryota; Dinophyceae; Suessiales; Symbiodiniaceae
Source: the annotation of a GenBank genome assembly
AUGUGCGCUUUGCCGCGUCCCCGCCCUUGCAGACUUACUUACGGAACACGGUUGGUUGCAGGCCACAGCAUGGAGGCAGGUGGAGGAGGUGCUGGAAGACGAGGCAAGACUCAGCCACGGUUAAACAGUGCUUUUGUGGCGCAAAAACAGACGUUUUGUUGCAGGGUGAGACUAUGCGACGGGACGAUGCCAGACCAGACUGGCCCGUCAUCGAUUUCAAGGACCUAG